Messenger RNA from Salarias fasciatus (jewelled blenny), 2286 nucleotides. It is a transcript of the gene thoc5, whose product is annotated as THO complex 5. Gene Ontology annotation, biological process: mRNA export from nucleus. The transcript has 20 exons. Bases 102 to 2156 code for a protein of 684 amino acids. NCBI's taxonomy places the organism in Eukaryota, Metazoa, Chordata, Actinopteri, Blenniiformes, Blenniidae. Gene Ontology annotation, cellular component: THO complex part of transcription export complex. Gene Ontology annotation, molecular function: mRNA binding. The record is from RefSeq and is a predicted model, not a curated record.
CUUCCGUUGCAAUUCGGAACUUUGCUGCUGAGCUUUUCCUUGUGCGUGUUUGUUCGCAAUUUUUUUAAGUUGUUCGCAGUAAACGUUGUAAGAAGAUACUCAUGUCGUCGGACGCCCAGAAGAAACGGAAAUCUAAGGUCCUCCGCACUGAAGGAGGAACCCCGGAGAUGAAGCGCGGUCGCGGAGAAGGAGACCAGCAGGAUGUGCGUGUGUACAGUGAGGAGGUGGAGCUGGACAGUAGAGACCCUGAGGAGGACUAUGUUCAGUACAAAGAGUCGUGUGAGAAUCUGGCCACUCUCAUGAGUGAGAUCCAGGAGCUUAAAGCCAGCGGAGCCAAGGAAGGGAGUGUGGAGAUCGAGCAGAGACGUAUGCAGAGCUGUAUCCACUUCAUGAAUCUGAAGAAACUCAAUCGUUUGGCUCACAUGCGACUGAAGAGAGGCAGAGACCAGACUCAUGAGGCAAAACAGAGAGUCGACGUGCUCCAUCUGCAGUUACAAAACCUGCUUUAUGAAGUUAUGCAUCUCCAGAAGGAGAUCAGCAAGUGCCUGGAGUUCAAGUCGAAGCAUGAAGAAAUAGACUUGGUGAGUGAAGAAGAAUUUUACGAGGAAGCACCGCAGGACAUCUCCAGGCCUCACCUGACAAAAAAUGAUCCCCACCAGCUCACGCUGGCUCGGCUGGACUGGGAGCUCGAACAGAGGAAAAGACUGGCGGAGAAAUACAAAGACUCACUGGCAUCAAAAGAAACUAUUCAGAAAAGCAUCGAAGUGAAAAAGGAGCAUCUGACAAGCUUGCAGCCAGGAUUGAACGCCAUCAUGCAGGCUUCUCUACCGGUGCAGGAGUUCCUGUCGAUGCCUUUCGAACAGACUCAGAAGCAGACUGAGAUUGCCCGCCAUCUGCCUCCCCCUCUCUAUGUUCUGUUUGUUCAGGCUAAUGCAUAUGGCCAGGCCUGUGACAAGAACCUGAAUGUCUCCAUCAGUGGGGACGUGGAUGAAGCCAAAGCUCUGUCCAAGCCUCCGGAAGAUUCGCAGGAUGAUGAGAGUGACUCAGAUGCUGAGGAGGAGCAAGAGAAAACGAAGAGAAGACGACCAACCACAGGCGGCCAGCUGGAUGACAAAAGGAGGGAGAUGCUGAAAAGGCAUCCUCUGUCUCUUUGCUUGGACCUGAAGUGCAAAGACGGCAGCGUCCUGCACCUCUUCUUCUAUUACCUGAUGAAUCUGAACAUCAUGACGGUCAAGACUAAGGUCUCCACCUCCACCGACCUCAGCACCGCCAUCAGUGCAGGGGACCUGCUGAAAGCAGACACUCUGCUCAGCUGCCUCUACACCGGCGACCACGGGCGAGAAACGCCCAAUCCGGCCAAUCGCUACCAGUUUGAUAAAGUGGGGAUUGUUACCUUUGCGGACUACGUGGAGGAGCUGGGCCAUCCCUACAUGUGGGUUCAGAACCUUGGAGGACUUCAUUUUCCCAGUGACUCUUCAGAGGGCGUGCAGGUGGGCAGCUCCCUGAGUGCCAGCCACAUGGAGAACACCAUGAAGUUGCUGAGGGGUCGAGUCCAGUCCCGCCUGGCUCUCCACAAACAGUUUCCCUCUUUAGAGCACAGCAUCAUCCCUGUAUCCAGUGAGUCUCAGCAUCUCUUUCCUGCCAAGAUCCUGUCCCGGUUAGCUCGCUGGAUCACCAUCAGUCACCAGGAGUACAUGGAUCUAGCUUAUACACGUCAUGUGACUGACGCUGGGCUGGCCAAAGAGACUGAUUUGUACUUUAUGGCCGUGGUUGAAAGAGGAACAGCUCGCCUCCACGCUGCAGUGGUGCUCAGUCCUCGUUAUCCGGAGAUCUCUCCCCUCUUCUCCCUCUCUCUGAGCUGGAAGGGAGAGCGCAGCGGACGCACUGACGACAACCUCCGAGCCAUGGAGAGUGAAGUCAAUGUGUUCAAGAACGAGCUGCAGGGACCUCGUCCAGGAUACCAGCUGCUCACCAACCAGAUCGCACGUCUCUGUGUCUGCCUGGACGUGUAUCUGGAGACUGAAGGACAGGACGACAGUGUGGAGGGGCCACGAGAGUUUCCCCGUGAAAAGAUGUGUUUGCGCACUGUCAGGGGUCCAAAUCGUCUGAAGCCCUUCAAGUACAACCAUCCGCAGGGUUUCUUCAGUCACCGUUGAUGUUUUUAUACCAAACUUGUACUGUAGUUUCCAGCUGUAAACCCCUCAAGUCUAGCUUUCUGUCUCUCUGACACAUACUAUGGUUUUUACGUCUUUGUAUUAGUGGGGGAAUAAAAGAACGCUUUAUUUC